AAUGUUAAAACGUUAACAACUUGGCAUUAGCCUAUACCUCAGGUUGGGUGUUUGAGUCAGUGAGACAUAAUUUCUUGGGUUACCUGAGUGAGUCAAGGGCUGAUGACACGGGUUUGUUUCCUGAGAGUAGUGCCUUGGUCUAGUUUUACUUGUGCAAUAAGCUUCAGUUUAUGACUGAAUUGAUGGCUCCUUGCGUGUACGGAGUGAUCAUCUUGAAUUUAAAACUCACUCAGAGAUCACAAAAUGUGAUGGUUGGGCUUGAGCCUUUUCGGUAAAUGGGUGGGUCCAGAAAUCAUACCAUGCCUACCAAACACCAAAACCGGUCCAUAACACACAAGCGAACGGGAACCACACAAGUCUCUGUCGGGUGCAUCCAAUUUGGAAAAUAGAAACAGACGGUGGUCGGUUGCCUCUGUUUGGAUGUAUUUGUGUCGUCUACUGUCUGUCAAUAUUGUAUCGUAGCGUAGGCACCAAUCUUGUCCGGAAAAUCUAAUAAAACUGUCACUUAAAAAAAAUAAAAAGCUCCCAAUUUUGCGACUUGCCUAGUACUAAAUUGAUCACGUUCAACGGUUGGCGUGGAAAGGAUGAAAGAGGACGGCCGUAAACAACAUUGGGUAUGGAGUCCCCAAAAUAGUUGGGCAAACCAAACCACUCUUCAAACUGCGUAAUUACGUUGUAUCCCUUGUGUUCUCGAUUGCGUUUGAGAUUUCUUUUGAUGACAUUCUGUUUGUUUCUCGAGAAAAAAAAGCAAAGAAUGAAAGAAAAAGGUUCUGGAAAAGCGACGAAGUGCUUAAAAGGGUCUGUGUGAAUUUCGUUGUAUUUACGUUGCUGCUGUGAAGCGCUCUAAGAUCAGAUUGACACCAGUGUUGUUUCCUUGGAGGUAGAGCCAUCUGAAAUCCAGCAUUUGAUAUGAAAGUACAAUGCGGAAUAAUUGGUGGUUUUUCAUGGAUCUAGAUGGAGGGUCUUCUUCUAUCUUGCCCACGGAUCCAUUUUUGUCUCAUAGUGGUGGGGAUCAUUUUCUUUCCCAGUUUAGUGCUUUUUUUUAUCAUUCUUUACGACAAGCUGGAUAUUUGCAUGCUCAUGGAAGUCAGGCUCUUCAAGAAGCUUUUGGGUGCAUGUCACAGUUAGCUGGUGCUUUGCUUUGUUUCGUGUCUAGUAUGUCUACUACAAAUUUGUGCCAGAGAAUAUCUGGAAAUAUUAAUGGUUCAGAACCUGGAAGCUAUAGAUCUUCUACACAAGUUAGACACAUCAGUUCUAUUGAGCAUAAAACUAGGAACAACUUUGGUUAUGGAUUGAAACGAAAAUCACCUACUUCAGGGAUUUUUGACAAGAUUUCAGGUUUCAUUAUCAAACUUCUUAACAGAGAAGUUGAAAUGCUUCAAUCCUUCUCCAUACUCUCAUUGGCGUCUACUCUGGUAUCACCAUUGGAACACUUAACUUCAAAGGUGUUAGCAGUUCCACUCCAAGAUACUGAUGUACAAAUUCCCGGAUCCUUCGAUCAAAGGGCAUGUGAUGUUGAGAAUGGUAGAUGUGCUAGUCUAUCUUUCCCCGAAGUAAACUGGGCAAGACAUACAGUUGAACCCCGAACAGGCAUUGAGUUUCCUAUGAUUUUGGAUGACCUCUUGGCUGAAGAAAACCGUUCCAGUUUAUCCUCUGAGGUCCUUGUUGGAACUGGAUCAAGAACUAUGAAAAUAAUCAAAAUUAAAUCACUGAAGGUUUAUGCAUUUGGUUUUUAUGUUCAUCCUCAUUCUGUAUGUGAGAAAUUGGGCCCCAAGUAUACUUCUCUACAGCUAAGCGAACUGAACAAAAGCUCUGAUUUUUAUCAGGAUCUUCUCAGGGAGGACAUCAACAUGACUGUUCGGUUUGUAAUUAAUUGCAAUGGGAUGAAAGUCAAUACCGUUAGUGAUGCUUUUGAGAAGUCUCUCCGAGCUCGUUUGGUGAAGAUGAAUCCUGACAUCGAUUAUCAGUGCCUGAGAACAUUUGGUUCUUGCUUCACGCAAGACAUUUCAUUGCCUGCGGGAACAACAAUUGAUUUCCGGCGAACUGCUGAUGGACAACUAAUUACUGAAAUUGGAGGUAAUCAAAUUGGAGCUGUCCGAAGCAAGGAUUUGUGUAGGGCAUUCUUUGACAUGUACAUUGGAGAUGUUCCUGUAUCUGAGCAGACAAAAGAAGAGAUUGGCAAGAACGUCGCUAAUAUUAUUAGGCGGUGCUGAGAUAAAUACUAUCUAAAUGUCUGAAGUGAUCCCUUGGACAAUAUUUUGAGUUGCCUAUCGUGUUAAGCUUGCUGUGAUUGCUCCGUAAGAGAUUUGGAUGCAGCUGAUUUUAACAAACCCAGAUAAUCAAUGGAUGCACUAGGUGAUUUUAUGUUAGGAUAGUUCUAUUCUGAUUCAAUUAGAUUAGCACUAACUUAAUAGUGUUUUUUUUGGGAUGGCAUUAUUGGAAUGUUUUAAACAGCCAUCCCUAUUGAAUAUACGCAUAGAUUGAAGAACAGAUUACAGUUCUGUACUCAUUCAAAAUAUCAAUAAUACAGUUCUGUAUUCACUCA
This is a messenger RNA of Tripterygium wilfordii, 2545 nucleotides long. RefSeq names its product fatty-acid-binding protein 2-like. NCBI's taxonomy places the organism in Eukaryota, Viridiplantae, Streptophyta, Magnoliopsida, Celastrales, Celastraceae. The transcript has 12 exons. Gene Ontology annotation, molecular function: intramolecular lyase activity; fatty acid binding. The record is from RefSeq and is a predicted model, not a curated record. Gene Ontology annotation, cellular component: chloroplast stroma. The coding region runs from base 921 to 2213 and encodes 430 amino acids.